Messenger RNA from Camellia sinensis, 654 nucleotides. The record is from RefSeq and is a predicted model, not a curated record. Lineage: Eukaryota; Viridiplantae; Streptophyta; Magnoliopsida; Ericales; Theaceae.
AUGGCACCAUAUGAGGCUCUCUAUGGCCAGAAAUGUCAGUCACCGAUUUGUUGGGUUGAGGUUAGAGAUAAACCAUUAUUAGGACCUGAACUUGUGAAGGAAACUACUGAGAAAGUGAAAUUGAUCCAACAACGGUUGAAAAUAACACAGAGUCGACAGAAGAGCUAUGCGGAUGUACGUAGAUGGGAGAGAGAAUAUAAGGUGGGCAAUCAUGUUUUUAUCAAGGUUACGCCAAUGAAGGGACACACUCGUUUUGGAGCCAAAGGUAAGUUAGCACCUCAGUACAUCGGACCAUAUGAGGUCAUUGAAAAACUUAAUCCGGUAGCAUAUCGGGUAGCCCUACCUCUGGAUAUGGAGCACAUGCAUAAUGUUUUCCAUGUUUCCAUGUUGAAAGAAUCACUUCUAGACCCUCAACAAGUUAUUGAACCUACUCAGAUACUUGUGAGUGAUGACUAUACAUAUGAAGAACGACCCAUUCGAAUUGUUAGCCGGUGUAUCAAGAAGUUGAGGAAUAAGAAAAUCCCGUUGGUAAAGAUAGACUGGCAAAACCACAGUGGCUUGUAUGCAACUUGGGAAAGAGAAGCAGACAUGCAAGAGAAAUACCCCGAACUUUUUCCAUUAGACCCCACAAUUUUCACAGAAAAAGGUAAUUGA